UGCGUACGUGUUAAAUUAAAAUUUUCGGACAUAGUUUACUGUAUAUGGAUAUUGGAGACAUAAAAAAUAACAAUAUAUUGCUUACGUAUUAUUUCGAUAACUUGACGGAAUAAAAUAUAAUAUGGCACGGACAGAAGUAUAUGCCAUAGUUUUAACAGCAGUGCACUUGGUGCUAGCUACGGUCGAACCGCAACAAACGCGCGUACCCUAUGACGGCGCACAGGUGUGGAGGACCAUGCUUAAAUUUCCACAUGAAUACGAAGUUAUACAACGACUAACAAACGAUACAGAAAUAUCAAUAUGGAAAAUCACCCAAACACACGUAGACUACCUGGUCCACAGUGAAAAUAUGACUAGUGUGCAACAAAUGCUGGCCGAAAACAAAAUGACAUACAUCGUGCUCAAUGAGGACGUAGAAUCAAUUAUACGUAAUACUGUAAUGUCCACACAGUUAUGGGUAGAUCACAGUCCUGGAAUCGGUCACAGACUGAAUUGGAAGAAAUUCCCUUCUCUAGAAGUCAUCAAUGAAUACAUUGAAUAUUUGAAAAUAAAAUAUGCAUCUAUAUGCACCGUUCGCACAAUUGGAUAUUCUAUCGAAAGGAGACCUAUACAGCUGAUACACGUGACCAACGGCGAUCCUUCGAACAAGCCUAUAGUGAUAAUAGCUGGACAACAUGCGCGGGAGUGGAUUGCCAUUACAACGUGUCUUUACAUCCUCGACAGCCUUGUCACCAAGUUUGACAAACAGCCGAAAUAUAUGAAGAAUAAAGAUUGGUACAUAGUUCCGUUGGUGAACCCUGAUGGCUUUUUAUACACCACGUAUGAUCGUAUGUGGAGGAAGAACCGCCGCGUGAUAGAUCACAAGAGGAAAAAUUGUACCGGGGUAGAUCUUAAUAGAAAUUGGAAUAAACGUUGGAAACUUGACCCCGAUUAUUGCUCAAACAUGUACUCUGGAUCAAAACCGUUUUCAGAGCCUGAACUUGCAGGUGUACGGAACCUGAUACAAGAUCUAAAAGAUAAAAACCUAGAGAUGGCGUACGUGGACAUCCAUUCUUUCGGCCAGAGAAUCGGAUACCCUUGGGGCUACACACAUACACCCUCCAAGAAGGCGAAAACACUUAAAUACAUCGCUGCUGGAAUGUCAGAGGCAGCGUUCAAUGCAACAAAACUCAAAUACGAAUAUGAUGCAAUAUCCAAUCUAUACCCUGUUACUGAACGCUUAUAUGGAGUCAGCGUCGACUGGGUUCACUCCUUAGGUGUCACGAGGAGCUUCCUCAUAGAAUGCAGGGACAAUGGAACCCGGGGAUUCGUAGUCGGGGAAGACCAGAUAAAAGUGAACGGUAUAGAAAUAUUAGCAGCCGUGAGGUUUCUAGCCAAAGACAUGGGAUCCCCGAAGUCAUGAGUAAUAAUUGUCGUCUUUCGUGGUUUUGAUUAGUAAUAAAAUAGUUGUU
Molecule: messenger RNA, 1451 nt
Organism: Hyposmocoma kahamanoa
Lineage: Eukaryota; Metazoa; Arthropoda; Insecta; Lepidoptera; Cosmopterigidae
Product: carboxypeptidase B-like
Exons: 9
Coding region: 122-1402 (426 amino acids)
Biological process (GO): proteolysis
Molecular function (GO): zinc ion binding; metallocarboxypeptidase activity
Source: RefSeq, a predicted model, not a curated record